CCUAAAACCUCUAGUCUCAAAACCCCAUUUCGCGUUGCAACAAGACGAACAGAGAAAACAAUCAUGGCGCAAUGGUGGCGCUCCGCCGCCGGGCAUCUCCGAUCAGUGAAGGCAAACUGCACCUCCUCCUUAUCGUCACUCCGUUGUAGUCAUUACCACACAAUCCAAGCAAUCCCGAGAGAAAGCACGGGCAAUAAAGUCGCAGCCAGAGACAGAAUGCAAGGUCGAAUACCGGCCGUCGUUUUCUUCCAGAAUCUUCUUGACAAAACCCCCGACUCACGAUCCACGUCAAGGAAACAUUUACUCACCGUUGAGAAGAAGCAGAUUAAGGCAGUGCUCAAUUCCAUUGAAGCUCCGUUCUUCUGUUCCACCCGUUUUCCGCUCCAGAUUCGUGCUGGAUCCGGAUCCACUCAUUUGCUCGAAAGCGGAACUGUGCUACCUAUCAAGAUUCAUAAGGAUAAAGAGAGUGGGAAUAUUUUAAACUUGGUGUUUGUUUGGGCUGAAGAUGGCACGAAUUUGAAGGUCGAUGUUCCUGUUGUUUUCAAAGGUGAAGAUGCUUGCCCCGGUCUUCAGAAAGGUGGUAUUUUGAAUAAGAUCAGACCUAGUCUUACAUAUCUUUGUCCUUCUGAGCACAUUCCUUCAAAAAUUGAGGUGGAUAUCAGCAAUCUAGAUAUUGAAGAUAGGAUAUUCAUGCGCGAUAUUGAGGUUCAUCCAUCUUUGAAGCUUCUAAGUAAGAACGAAAACAUGCCCAUAUGUAAAAUAGUUUCAACAAGUGUGGGAAACCAAGAACCAGGUGUUGAAAGUGCAUUUGAUGAGAGAAAUGCAGAGACUUCCAAAUAAGCAGGGUUAACUCCCAGAUUUGAAGGUAUGUUGGCAAUGACAACGAGUACAAACACCUGAGAUGUUAGAACUGUUUUGUAUUGGACUAUUUUGGUGCUUGAAUAUAGGUGGGUGGCUGUUGAUUUAUAAUGGAUUGAUCUGUUCAUUCAAAAUCUUUGAUGGCAUAGAGUUGUUUGUCGCAUUGUUGUUUAAUCUCUAUUCAGAAAAUAGUGUAUUUUUAUUUUCUGAUGGUUUUAGCAUGUUAUGUUUGAAGGAUUAAACAUGAAUAAAAUUUAACUAUAGAUCAA
Messenger RNA from Lathyrus oleraceus (garden pea), 1127 nucleotides. RefSeq lists its product as uncharacterized. NCBI's taxonomy places the organism in Eukaryota, Viridiplantae, Streptophyta, Magnoliopsida, Fabales, Fabaceae. Gene Ontology annotation, molecular function: 5S rRNA binding; structural constituent of ribosome. The record is from RefSeq and is a predicted model, not a curated record. Gene Ontology annotation, biological process: translation. The transcript has 3 exons. Bases 64 to 840 code for a protein of 258 amino acids. Gene Ontology annotation, cellular component: ribosome; cytosolic large ribosomal subunit.